GUCAAAACGAAAGUAGUUGUUUAGAUUUUGGUAUAUCCUGGUGUAUUAAAUCUAGGUAAUCUUGUAAUCUUUCUGGUAAAAAAAAUACAAGAUAUAAUGCUGACGAUGACAUUUCUUUGAAAUGUCUGAACGAGAGCAUCAUAAGGGUAAAUACAUUGCAGUGGACUUGCACGAUGUGGAACCAUUGAUAGAUAACUCGGAAGGGUCAACCAAGUCAAUGUGCUUUUUUUGUGUAGUUAUUUCAAAAAUAUCAACCAAAUGUGGGGAAUUAAGAAGAUGGAUAUGUCGAAAAAUACCGUUUUAUGGCAAGAUCGAUAAAGAUUCCAGAUGUCCAUUCAGGUUCAAACAAUGUCUUUUCGACGCGAUCUGUGCGACCUUUGGAUGCAUCUUUUGCAAAAGCAUCUGUACAGGACUAUGUAUAUUUCUGUACGGAUGUUGCAUAAAGCCGAUUGGAUUUCAUCUUCCACGUUUAUUAAAUAGACCUCAUGAGGAAUCCAUAGAAAGUCAACAGAGGUUCCAGUAUGAAGUAGAAGUAGAGAAGCUAAAAGAAGAAUGCGUAAGCCUACAUGUCAGAUUGUCUGAUAGCCAGACUGAUGUCAAAACGAAGGAAGCUAAACUUCAUGAGAGAGAAGAGGAUUUAAAAGAAGUAAGAAGAGUCCUUGAAGAUGAAAGAAGAGAGAAAAACUUAUCAAAUUCGAAACUGUAUGAAAGCCAGAUCGAAAUCAAAAGACUGGAAACUAGACUUCAAGAAGAAAGAUACGAAAAAGAGAAUGCAUUGAAAAAAGUUGAAGAAGAAAAAAGUGAAAAGGAGAAAGCACUUACAAGACUUAGUGCAGUGGCUGGUGAUAAGCUCCGGUUAAAUAACCCUGGUAUAGCUGAUUUAUCAGAUGAAAAUCGCCCAAACAAACUGGCAGAAAAGUUCAGCGAACUGUACGACAACGAAUGGACAGAAGUGUUUGAAGUUUUAGAAGGGGAAAACUUUGAAGAAGAAAAAAUUAUUCAAAUGCUUCUUGAAGUAUUAAAGGAAAUUUACAACAGCUGCCUUAGAUAUGCUAGAGAUCAGAGAGAGAACCUGAUAGAAGCCAUUGCAAAACCAUCUAAAUCCAAAGUGCAAUUAGAGGUUGAGAUUAAAAACUGAGCAAUUUGUUUUUGGAAAUAUUUGUGAAA
Molecule: messenger RNA, 1167 nt
Organism: Saccostrea cuccullata (small rock oyster)
Lineage: Eukaryota; Metazoa; Mollusca; Bivalvia; Ostreida; Ostreidae
Exons: 11
Coding region: 122-1138 (338 amino acids)
Source: RefSeq, a predicted model, not a curated record